AUUUGGGCGUUGGACUCUGCAUCUUAUUAGCAACAAGGGAGAUUUCUCCAUUUUCCACCCUGUCUACAGCAACAAACCUGGGAUUUUUAUUACUUCUCUCAACUUCGCGGGCGGUUUUUUUGUGAGAAAUACCAAUUUUGUGCAUUUUAUCAAGACUGAGAUUACUUGCAGAGUAAACUUUUCAAAGAAGAUCUUUCUACAUUUCUUGUAUAUAAGUAAGACACCGAAGUCUUUGUUCUCUUUUGGAUCGGUUCAGUUUCUUUGUUGGACAGAAAGCAUGGGAGCGCAAUUCUCCAAGACCGCUGCAAAAGGCGAAACCGCUGCUGAAAUACCGGGAGAAGCCGCUGCUGCCUCCCCUUCAAAGACAAACGGACAGGAAAAUGGCCAUGUGAAAGUAAAUGGUGACACCUCUGCAGCAGAAGCUGGGAAGGAGGAGGCUCAGGCAAAUGGAAGUGCCCCAGCUGAGGACAAUCCCAAAGAGGAGGAAGAAAAAACUGAGGCAGCUGCUGCUGCCGACAAGGAAAGCACCGAGGGAGACAAGGAGAAUGCAGAGGCAGCCUCUCCCGCUGAAGGAGAGGGUUCUUCCAAGGCAGAGGAUGGGGCCACACCCUCGACCAGCAGCGAAACCCCCAAAAAGAAAAAGAAGCGCUUCUCCUUCAAGAAGUCCUUUAAACUCAGCGGCUUCUCCUUCAAGAAGAACAAAAAGGAGACCGGCGAGGGGGCUGAGAAUGAAGGGGCAACUGCCUCCACAGAGGAGGCAAAGGACGAGGCAGCUGUGGCACCAGAGGCCACCAGUACAGAGGAAAGCAAGCCUGCCCAGGAGGAGGCUGCACCUGCUGCCCCUUCCACCAGCACAGAGGAGACAAAGGAGGCCAGCUCUACACAAGAGGCCAAAUCUGAAGAGACCCCAUCAGCAAAGCCUGCUGUGGAGGUGACCCAAGCAGUGACUGCCCCUGCAGCUGAAGAGCCAAAACCAGCAGAGGAGAAGCCAGCACCAGCAGCAGAGGAGAAGCCAGCACCAGCAGCAGAGAAACCAGCAGAGGCAGCUCCUGCCCCUGAAGCAAAGUCCACUGAACAGGGAGCACCAAAAGCAGAAGAGCCCGCCCCCACACCUGCCACACAAGAAGCUCCUUCUGAGUCCAGCUCUGAGGCCCCAGCUGCUGCUGCUGCAGAGUAGAGCUUGAACCCCCACAGAAAAGAGGGGGAAAAAAAGAUAAUCUGAACUUUUCUUCCCUGCUUGUUUGUUUGGAGUGGUGCCAGGUACUGGUUUUGGAGAACUUGUCUACAACCAGGGAUAUUUUUAAAGGUGUGUGGUGUUUGUGGUUUUUUUUUUUUUUUUUUGUUUUGUUUUUGUUGUUUUUCCCCACACAAAUCCCAUGUCAUUUCAAUAUUACCAUUCCAACUGGCAGUGAAGUCCACGGCUUAAAAAAAAAAAAAAAAUUUGCAACACUUUUUUUGCAUCAGUAUUAAUGUGUUUUGCAUAUGUUUUGCUUUUUUUUUUCUGAAAAUGUAAACUUGUCAAUAUAUGGACAUGCCUGUGGUAUGAAGGAGAUGAUUGGUUGUUUAUGGGGUAUCAAACUUAAAAUGAAGUGAUGGGGAGCCACAAUUAAGUGGCGCUGUGCCUAAAUGUGCCACAGAUGUUAAUUGGUCUUUAAGAAAAUGAAGAGUCUGUGUGAGAAGUGUACCAUAAGGUUUAUAACACUAAGUCAUUUUUUACUACAAUAAAAUCAGUUCCCAGAUGAAAUAGUUUUAGCAAGUCCUAGGAUCUCUUCUCUCCUUUCUUUCUCUCUCUCUCUCUCUCUCCUUUCUCUCAUUAGCUGUACCAGUCGGUGAUUUAAGUAGAAAUACAAGUUGUAUAGGCUUUAUUGUUUAUUGCUGGCUUCAUGAUCUUUAAUAAAGUGUAAGUAUGUAUUACCAGCAGGGUGUUUUUAACUGUGAUUAUUGUAUAAAUGAAAUCUUGAUAUCAAGAAGCACAUGAAGUUUGCAGCUCUUUUUCCACCCUGCUUAUUUUUGUAAAAUAAUAAACAAGUCAUCCUGGAAGACCUUUUAAAAACCAUUUUAAACUCAAAGCUGUGAUAAGUGGAAUGGUUCCUGUUUAUAUACUGUGGUAUGUUUUUGAUUACAGCAGACAAUGUUUUUUUUUUUUUUUUUUUUUUGGUCUGAUGAUUUAAGGGGAAAUCUGAUGCAAUGUUUGUGCAGCAUCUUGUCUAUCAGUUCUUUUUCUUUGUAAAUACUGGAGAAGCUUUGACCAAUUUGACUUAGAAAUGGAAUGUAAGUUUGCUUACAAAAAAAAUUGCUAUUAAACUCCUCUGCUAAAGGUGUUCUGAUUUUCUGUGAGCACAUGAAAAGCGAAAAAUAAAUGUGAAUAAAAUUUGACAAUGACAA
Messenger RNA from Polyodon spathula (Mississippi paddlefish), 2385 nucleotides. RefSeq names its product myristoylated alanine-rich C-kinase substrate-like. Gene Ontology annotation, biological process: actin filament organization; central nervous system development. The record is from RefSeq and is a predicted model, not a curated record. The transcript has 2 exons. Gene Ontology annotation, molecular function: actin filament binding; calmodulin binding. Gene Ontology annotation, cellular component: cytoplasm; actin filament bundle; plasma membrane. NCBI's taxonomy places the organism in Eukaryota, Metazoa, Chordata, Actinopteri, Acipenseriformes, Polyodontidae. The coding region runs from base 278 to 1177 and encodes 299 amino acids.